GGGCUGGGAGUUGUCCCGGGUUCCCACUGUGCUGUGGAGGCUUCUUCCCAGGGUCCCUGCGCCGAGGGCCGGCGCCCUUCGUGAGUCCUGCUCUGAGCUAGACCUCGGCUCCGGCCGCCCGUUUCCGAGCUGCCAUGUCUUCCGACUUCGAAGGCUACGAACAGGACUUCGCAGUGCUCAGUGCUGAAAUCACCAGCAAGAUUUCCAGGGUCCCUCGACUUCCUCCCGAUGAGAAGAAGCAAAUGGUUGCCAACGUGGAGAAACAGCUUGAAGAGGCCAGAGAACUGCUUGAACAGAUGGAUUUGGAAGUCCGAGAAAUUCCACCCCAAAGUCGAGGAAUGUACAGCAACAGAAUGAGAAGCUACAAGCAAGAAAUGGGAAAGCUGGAAACAGAUUUUAAAAGGUCACGGAUCGCCUACAGUGACGAAGUACGGAAUGAGCUCCUAGGGGAUGAUGGGAAUUCCUCAGAGAACCAGUUGAUAAAAUUACGUGAAGAGAGGGCACAUCUGCUGGAUAACACGGAGAGGCUGGAAAGGUCAUCGCGGAGACUAGAGGCUGGGUACCAGAUAGCAGUGGAGACCGAGCAAAUUGGCCAAGAGAUGUUGGAAAACCUUAGUCAUGACAGAGAAAAGAUACAGCGAGCACGUGAACGACUUCGGGAAACAGAUGCAAACUUGGGGAAAAGUUCCCGGAUCCUGACGGGGAUGUUGCGAAGAAUCAUCCAAAACCGCAUCCUGCUCGUCAUCCUGGGGAUCAUCGUGGUCAUCACCAUCCUGACGGCCAUCACUUUCUUUGUCAAAGGACACUGAUACAUCUGCUCUCCCUUGAUAAACAGUGAUCUUGUCUUGUUCUGAGUAAUUAAGACAAAAUGGUCAGAUGAAUCAUUCUUUUGUGCUGACAGGCCCCAGGUGACCCGUCGCUCCCUCCCCACUGUUCAGCUGGAGUGCAGAGAGUGUAAAAAUAUUUUCUGUUCCUGUCUGCAUGUAGGUUGAUUUCCUUUCUGAGGUUGGUCUUUGCCCGGAUUUGUUGUUUUUUGUAGGUAAAGGUGAAUGCUCAUUUGCCUUUAGGUAACUUCAUCUGCUGUCCAAAAUAGCUUUGGUAACGCUCUCCUUGCCUUGUGGACAUGCCUGGGGUCCUGGUUUGAGAGGGGACAUGAUGACUCAGUCACAGGAGCUUCUGUGUGUCACGUACCUCUCUUUACCAGAAAGGUUUUCUGUGAUGUCCUUGGAGAAAAUGCCAGAAAAAUCAGAGGUCAGCCCCACCCUUCCCGGCAUAAUGAAUAGAGCCAUCCUGCCUAGGCAACUUUAUUGCAAAGGAGAGGAUUCACUGUCACUUGUACAGGAAAUUGACUUAGCACUUCCCCUGGUUUUUUAUUAUGUGUGUGUGUGUGUAUGUGUGUGUCUACAUAUAUAUGCAAGAAAUAUUUACUCACCUUCCCAAAUGCCAUACUCCCCAGAAUUUGCUGGCAGUGUGAGAAUUGGCACAAUAUUUAAUUGAGGCCUCAUCUUCCCUGACCUGGGUAAGCAUGUCUGUGUCUUCUCCGUUUUAAUCUGAGCUCAGUCAGCAUUAGCCCUCGUAUAUACAAAAGGUCUGAGAAGGUUCUCUCCACACCCCUUCCAGCAUGGGUAUUCAGAGAGCAUGAGCAGGACUCCUCUGCUGGUGUGAAGUUAGCACUGUGGUGGGUGAUAAAAAAGAGAGAGUUCUCUAGGACAGUCCACUAGAAAAGCCUUGGUGGGAAGUGUUCGCCAGCCUCCUGUCCAACAGUGAGGAAUCGCAGAGUGCCACAAAAGAACUGCUUGAUUUUUACUAACAACUGUUAGCAAAACCUGCCUCUGUUCUCUGCAAUCAAACCUCCGUCACACUUUGUGAUUUUCUUCCCUUCCUUUCUGUCCGAGGUAACCAAGAAUUGUGUUCAGAAUGUGUUCAUUUGUGAUCAGGUUUAAAAGUUGCCCAAGCUGAGGUCAUUUCCCCUCUAGUCAUGAAGCAAAAUGUGUUUUUCUUAAAACUUCAUGGGCACUUACAGGUCUGUACUAUCUUUUUUAAAUAUAAUUGGAAGCUUUGCAUUCUUGAAAAGCCAACCUGUUCCCGUCACAAAAAAUGCUAACCACCUGUGUUCGUGGAGAAAGAUCAUGCUGUACUUGACCCCCCCACCACACACACACACACAUGCACGCACAUACACACACAUACUCCGAAGAGAAUCAUUAUAAGGUAGAGAGGAAAUGCAAAAUCUACCAGAGAAAUUGUGUUUGUGGAAACUGGCCAAGGCCUGUAUGUGUUCAGAUAAAUCAUUUAUUAUUGUGUAAAUAAAGGUGUAGUCUCUGUG
Peromyscus californicus insignis is the source of this 2326-nucleotide messenger RNA. It is a transcript of the gene Vti1a, whose product is annotated as vesicle transport through interaction with t-SNAREs 1A. Gene Ontology annotation, biological process: macroautophagy; retrograde transport, endosome to Golgi; intracellular protein transport. Gene Ontology annotation, cellular component: late endosome membrane; SNARE complex; Golgi apparatus. The record is from RefSeq and is a predicted model, not a curated record. Gene Ontology annotation, molecular function: SNARE binding; SNAP receptor activity. Lineage: Eukaryota; Metazoa; Chordata; Mammalia; Rodentia; Cricetidae. The transcript has 9 exons. The coding region runs from base 135 to 809 and encodes 224 amino acids.